AUGACGUCGAUGUUCCGACGGGGCACGAUCUUUGCUACGUUCUUCCUGUCGUUAUUGGGUGGUGGACUAGUUUGUGCUGCUUUGGUGACGCAACACUGGGUCGAGGCACGACCGUUGAGAACCCCAAACCCCCAAGAAAGCGCUGGCAGAGUUCACUUCGGUCUUCUCCAAGGAAAGAAGGAGCUAAAUGUCGCGUAUGGCUGGAGGACCUAUCAUAUCUGUGGUAAGUUCUUCUAAUAAUACUUCGGUACUCUGUUAUGUAGUUAUAGGCGGAUUUUUAUACAUUUUUAUGUUCUUUUAGGAUAUGAACGGAGAAAUAGAAGUUGCAUUUUUGUGUAUAAAUGA
Messenger RNA from Heterotrigona itama, 345 nucleotides. The record is from the annotation of a GenBank genome assembly. Lineage: Eukaryota; Metazoa; Arthropoda; Insecta; Hymenoptera; Apidae.